This is a messenger RNA of Neurospora tetrasperma FGSC 2508, 762 nucleotides long. RefSeq lists its product as uncharacterized. Bases 1 to 762 code for a protein of 253 amino acids. The record is from RefSeq and is a predicted model, not a curated record. NCBI's taxonomy places the organism in Eukaryota, Fungi, Ascomycota, Sordariomycetes, Sordariales, Sordariaceae. The transcript has a single exon.
AUGGGCUCAGACAAGCGCGAGAAAUGGGUGAAGAGACGCGAGGCGAGCGAAGCCAAGGUGCUGGCAGAGAGGGAAGCUAGCGCCGCAGCGUGCGAAUCAGAACCUCCCAUCCCAACGCCAGAUCCAUCCUCAGAUGACGGAAGCACAACGACGACGGCAAACACAGUAACAUCCAAGGUGGACGAACUCAUGCAAACGUACCACAACAGCAAGAUGGGCGAACAAAAGGACAAUGCUCUCGCCUACAUAAUGUAUGCUGCCGGGGACGAAAUGUAUGCACAUUCUUCCACGAACGACUGGAGACUACAGCAUGUCAUUGAGGCCGUCACCGCUGCACUUAAAGACGUGAAUACUGUCACCACUACCGAGGAGAAUGCAAACCACCAUGUCCAGCGGCGAAUCCAGUCCGAAUCUGAACCUAGCGCGCUGCCUCCCCAUGCCCAUAUUCACUCCAAGGAUGUUGAGGAAGCUUCGGAUAGUCCAGUCCUCCGUCGUCUGAACGAAUACCCAAAAUGGAACAGCGAAUCUUGCUCGUGGCAAGCGUGGUAUCAAGGGCUCGACAGGGCGUAUCAUGAUGAUUGUGCGGCGGGCCUUGAUCCUGCCAAUCACGCCCAUGCUUUGGCGGCGUGGAAUGUCAUUUUGGACAAGGUGCCGCAGCAUGUGAUGGUGGCGCUGUUGAGCGAGGGAAUCUUGAACCCGGAGCGGCCGGAUCCAAGUUUGCUGUUGACUGCUUUGGACAAGCUUUUCGGUUUGGGGAUGUAA